UCAUUCCUCCUGACAAGCUUCCGAGUCCAAAAACAUCGAAUCUUGCUCCAGAAUCCUCAGGUUCUACCGCCAAUAUUAUUGCAUAUUUCCAAAACCAUAAACCUCCGAUCAGUUUCUAAUAUUAUUGCAUCAACGCACUCUCACUUGAAUUGAAAGUUGAAACAACAAAAUGGGCAGAGAAAACUGGUCUGUUGUCGGCCGCCUCAAGAAAGCUGUGAGGAAGAUAAACUCCCUGCUUCGCUUAAACCGAGCCAAAUGGCGCUUUUUUUGCUUCCUCCAAAGCGCUUCCGGCGGGCGGCGACUUAGCUUGAGCUUUAAUGAUCGUUUGGGUUUGCAUGGCUGCAUUGAAAAUGAAGAAUCCAAUGAAAGAGGGUCGGUUCGAGCUCUUCAAAGAGUGACAAGUUAUGCUGCAGAUGAUGAUGUGGACAAAAGGGCGGAGCUUUUUAUCUCCAAUUUCCGUCGCCAGCUUUGGUUAGAAAGGCAGGUUUCUUUGGAGCAAAGUUACUGCCAAACCAGGAGUUUGGAGUUGGACACAGACUAAUCUCCAACACUGAAGAUAUGUCAAAUCAAGCGGAUUGAGGUGUAACCUAUUGUAAGCGUCCCCUACAAGAUUUAUCAAGAACGAGGUUAGCUAUUAUUAU
Molecule: messenger RNA, 641 nt
Organism: Durio zibethinus
Lineage: Eukaryota; Viridiplantae; Streptophyta; Magnoliopsida; Malvales; Malvaceae
Source: RefSeq, a predicted model, not a curated record